This is a messenger RNA of Grosmannia clavigera kw1407, 879 nucleotides long. RefSeq lists its product as uncharacterized. Gene Ontology annotation, cellular component: Mis6-Sim4 complex; kinetochore. The coding region runs from base 1 to 879 and encodes 292 amino acids. Lineage: Eukaryota; Fungi; Ascomycota; Sordariomycetes; Ophiostomatales; Ophiostomataceae. The transcript is spliced from 2 exons. The record is from RefSeq and is a predicted model, not a curated record.
AUGUCUGCGACGCUCGACGACGAGAUAGAGCAGCUGAGGGAGCGAGCUGCUCUCCUCAAAAAACAGCUCCGGGUACAUGCUUCCACUCUUCUUUCCGCUAGGCCGACGAGGGAGCUGCUGAGCGAUGGCAACACCGGCGACGACAAGGUCCGAAAGCAGCUUCUCGAGCUGUGUGACGCGCACGUGGCGCACAAGCAGCAGUGUCUCUACCGCGCCGGGGCAUCGGUCACGGCCUUCCGCGUACGCGACCCCGAUCCGAAUGCCGUCGAUGGCGGGCGUGUGCUCGGAUUGCGGCUAGACGUCAUGAUGGGCGCCCAGUUUCUUCGGCCGUACUACGUCUUGCUGCACAGAGACAGCAGCCGACAGCCGACGCAGAAGCGGCAGCAGCAGCAGCAGCCACAACAGCCGCAAGCACAGCGUCUGCGCAUCCAUCGACACACAGUGCCGCCCUGCAUUCCGCUGUCGGGACUGGCUGCACGCUAUCUGGAAGGGACUGCUGCAGUGCCGGCAGGGGCCGGCGUGUCCGGGCCCGACCUCUACGGCUUCGUGCGGGCGCUGCGCCGCGCGCUGGUGCGGUACCACAACCGGCUGGCCGUCAUCGGCGAUCUUCGGCGUGCAGUGCAGCAGAGGAGUGCAGACGACAGCGAGAGCCACGACACGGCGCUGGCCGAUGUCAGUGGCGCCGACACUGAGGCCAAGCAGAUCAGGCUCGACUGGGCCGACAAUCGGACCGGGCGCUUGGUGAUGGACGACAGCGGAAACAUCCAGCAGCUCGUCGUCAUCGGCGCCACAGGCAUUCGGGAUCGCGCGGCAGCGCGGGCAUUGCUGGCCGGCGAGACUACGGCCCUGGGACUGGUCCGACGGCUGGCCACAAAUUGA